GAUUCCUGUUUUCGUCGAAUGAGAUAUUGAUCUCGUUAGUUCUGAAUAUUCGAAAUCAGGUAUCCAUGAUACGAAUACCGAAAAUCCACAUCUGCUUAGGAAAUGUAGACAGUCAUCUGAUCUUGUACACAGUUUUCAUGAACGGGAAAGGUUUUCAAACGGGAGAGAGUGAUGAAUUCAUGGGCAUGUCGGAAACUUGAACUCGGAAGAACAAACGCAUGGUCUGUCUCUUGGUGCGUCUCACUUCAAAGAUCGCAUCUUUGGCAAGAUCCGGUCGUAUAAAAUGUGCCCGCAAGCUGUUCGACGAAAUGCCGGAUCGAGACACGGUGGCAUGGAACACUAUGCUGACGGGAUAUUCCCACAUGGGUCUGCACCAGGAAGCUCUCUCGCUUUUCACCCAGAUGAGAUUCUCUGACGCAAAGCCUGAUGAUUUCUCGUUUACAUCAAUCUUGAGCUCAUGUGCUAGUAUAGGUGAGGUCAGGAUUGGAAGAAAAAUUCAUGCUUUAGUUGUCCUUUUCGGUUACAUGUCCUCGUUGCCGGUCAAUAAUUCACUUAUUGACAUGUACGGCAAGUGUUUCGACGCUUCCAGCGCAAGUAAAGUGUUUGAAGACAUGUGUGUCAAUGGCAGAAAUGAAGUGACUUGGUGCUCGCUUCUGUUUGCUUAUGCGAAUUCUGGCGAGUUCCGGGCUGCCCAUGAGAUUUUUGUCAAUAUGCCGAAAAGGGUGACGAUUUCUUGGAACAUAAUGAUUUCAGGCCAUGCUCAGUAUGGGGUGAUUGAACCAUGUCUUAAGCUGUUUAGAGAGAUGCAAAACACAGAUUGUGCCCCUGAUUGUUAUACGUAUAGUUCUCUUAUGAAUGCUUGUUCCGAAUCAUCAGAUCUUGUUUAUGGACGGAUUGUACAUUCGGUUAUAGUAAAAGCCGGGUGGGAUGCUGCUGUGGAGACAAAAAACUCUCUGUUAAGUUUCUACGCGAAAGUAGGAAGUGAAGAAGAAGCUAUAAUGCAGUUUCAGUCGAUGGAGAUGGAAGUGCUGACACAAGUGUCGUGGAAUUCAAUUAUUGAUGCGUACAUGAAAAUGGGAGAUACCAUUAAAGCAUUUGAAGCGUUUAGUCUAGCACCCGAGAAGAACGUUGUCACCUGGACAUCUAUGAUUGCAGGAUCCGCUAAGAAUGGAAACGGAGGACGAGCAUUGAGCUUUUUCGUUGAGAUGAUGAAAUCUAGGGUUGAUCCUGAUCAUUCCGCCUUUGGGGCUGUCCUCCAUGCAUGUUCAGGUCUGGCCGUUUUACGACAUGGCAGAAUGGUCCAUGGCUGUGUGAUUCAUCAUGGCUUUCAUGGUUAUGCUUAUGUCGGUAACGCAUUGGUUAACAUGUAUGCCAAGUGUGGAGACAUUAAAGAAUCAAGUAAAGCAUUCUGGGAUAUCGUUAACAAGGAUUUGGUAUCAUGGAACACGAUGCUUUUCGCGUAUGGUCUGCACGGGUUAGCGGAUGAAGCUCUGAGACUAUACGAAAACAUGAUUUCUUCGGGGGAUAAGCCGGACAAAGUGACAUUCAUUGGUCUGUUGAUAACUUGCAGCCAUUCAGGGCUGAUAGAUGAAGGGGUGAAGAUUUUCGAAUCGAUGAACAGAGAUUACGGGAUCCCAUGGGAAGUAGAUCAUGUGGCAUGUAUGGUAGAUAUGCUCGGUAGAGGAGGGCAUUUAGCAGAAGCAAAAGAUUUGGCCAAAACAUUCCAUUCACUUGCUCCAAACCUUAGAAAUAGUUCAUGGGAAACUCUUCUUGGAGCUUGUUCUACACAUUUGGAUACCGAGAUAGCGGGGGAAGUCAGUCGAGUUCUGGAAUCCUCAUCGGAAACUUGUGAAGAGACGAUCUUUGUUCUGUUAUCGAACAUAUACUGCAGAAGCGGGCGGUGGAAGGAAGCGGAAGAAGUGAGGAGAGAAAUGGGGAAAAGGGGCGUGAAGAAAAAGCCGGGAUUGAGCUGGAUUGAAGUCUGAAACUGAGAUAUCGGAAUUUGUAGACGGAAAUCUGAUUCACAUCAUAGUGUUGAAGAGUUUUCUGAAAUGCUGGCAUUGCCUCCAAAUGAGAACUCCUACGAGAAGUAAAAAUAGACAAAAUGAAGCGAGAAAUGGCUCUUAAGAAUAGAAAGAGAGAAGAAAACGAAAGAAAGGGGGAAUCCCUGAUUAUAGGUCCAGGGGUUUUGGGUCCGUGGCAUCCACUCGCGGCAGGUGCGAGUGGACAUUUUAACUUCACACUAGGGUGGCAUGUGAAAUACACGCGCGACGGAAACCAUUUAUAGGCUUUUUAUUGGGCUGAGUAUUUGCUUUAUUGGGCUUACAUUUGAGCUUUUGAUUAGACAUAAUUGGGCUAUUUUGCUUGGUCUUCAGUCAUUAAGUUAAGCCCAUACGAAUAUGGGCCGGGACGAUUCCGUUGACGGCUUUUUGUAGGGCUCUACCCGUCAAUAAAAAUAAAAUUUGAUUACAAAUUUUCUGUAAUUUGUAUAAACACAGGUAUCAUAAUAAGAAAUCCUUAAUUGGAUUUGGGAGUGA
This is a messenger RNA of Tarenaya hassleriana, 2537 nucleotides long. RefSeq names its product pentatricopeptide repeat-containing protein At2g36980, mitochondrial. NCBI's taxonomy places the organism in Eukaryota, Viridiplantae, Streptophyta, Magnoliopsida, Brassicales, Cleomaceae. Gene Ontology annotation, molecular function: RNA binding; protein binding. The record is from RefSeq and is a predicted model, not a curated record. Bases 219 to 1985 code for a protein of 588 amino acids. The transcript has a single exon. Gene Ontology annotation, biological process: RNA modification.